AUGGAUUCUCAAGAAGAACAUAUAAAGGUAUCAAUAAGAGUGCGACCAUUUCUAUCUUAUAACAAUUAUCAUCCUCAAAUCAUAAGGAUUGACGAUGUGACUUUAAUAUAGGAAAAAACUAUUCAUAUAGACGAUAGCGAGCACACUAUAACAAGCCACUACGACAAAAUUUUCUCCCAAAAUUCAAGUCAAAAAGAUGUUUUUGACUUUGUCUGCCCUUCAGUCCUACAAACUUUAGAAGGGUUCAAUGCAACAAUUUUUGCAUACGGACAAACAGGAUCAGGAAAAACACACACUAUUUUUGGUGUUGGUUGAGAAAAUAAUGAGCUUUUCACAGAAAAUUCAAAUCAAGGUAUAAUCCCAAGAGCAAUUUCAAAGCUGUUUAGCAUUGAAAACGAAUAUAUAUUCUGUUUAUUUUAAAUAAAAGCAUUUAUUCAGUAUUCAAUAACUAUUAGCAGCAACUUAAUGGCUGUCUUUUUUAAUCAAAAAAUAUUAAAUAUCUUUCAAUUUAAAUUUUUUGCAGAUUUACAACGAACACUUAUAUGAUCUCUUAUCAGACCCAGCCAGAGCUAAAUCUUUAAGAAUUCGAGAGUACAAAAGCGAGAUCUUUAUAGAUGGACUUGAAGAAACAUCAAUUAGUUCUGCUAACGAAUGCAUGCUACUACUAUCUGAAGGUAUUAAAAACAGAGCAGUCCGCCAGACUAGGCUAAAUAAUCAGAGUAGCCGAUCUCAUUCAAUUUUUCAGUUGUAUGUGAUUAAUAAAAAGGGAGGUUUCAGAAGAAGCAAGCUCAGCUUUUGUGACUUGGCUGGAUGCGAAAGAUAUGAUAAAGAAUAUGAGAUGAAUAAUGGCCAUAUAAAUGAGUUGAAAAAUAUCAAUAAAAGCUUAAGCACUCUAGGAAUGGUAAUUCAUGCCUUGGCAAGCGGAAAUAAAGAGCACAUACCUUAUAGAGACUCAAAGCUUACUAGAUUGCUACAAGAUUCUUUAGGUGGCAACACAAAAACAAUACUAAUUGCCACGAUUUCUCCACAAAUAGAGCAUGUUGAUACAACAAUAAAUACACUUAUAUUUGCAGAUAGGGCGAAAGAAAUAAUGGUAAGAGUCAAGAGAAAUGAGCCAGCAGCCAUGAAUUCGACUGAAAUUAUUAUAAAUCUUCAGCAAGAAAUUGAAAAACUGAAAAGUCUUUUAAGUGUCGUUAGAGUCGAAAAUGGGGCGUCAGAAUUAAAUAAAAAAGUUUUAGAAUUGGAACAAGAGAACGAAUAUUUGCGAAGAAUUACGGAAAAUCAAGAGGUUGAAUAUACUGAUGUAUCAGAAGAUAGCGAAGAAGAAAAUCAUAUCUUGGGUUUAUCUCCAAGCAUAGGGAAAAAUCUUCUCAAGCUGCCUGACUAUUUUUCGUCAAAAUCUCAAAAAAUUUCUCCAGAGCCUUCAGAUCAUGAAAAUUAUAGCUUUUUGCCAGCUAAAACUGGCAAAAACACCAAGCGAUAUGUAUUUUCUGAAGAUUUAGAUUUUUGUAACAAACGUGAAACCGACUCUCCAUUUCCCCAUACCAAAAAUUUUUCAACGUAUAUCGGUACAUUUCCAUCUGAAAGCUCACCUAUAAGGCACGAAAAGUUCUAUGUAAAAAAUGUAGACAAUUCGCCGGCAGGUCGUGGCACACUUGCAAAAUCUACAAAAAAUCUUCGAUCAUUAGAUGAUUUAAUUGAAGAAAAAUAUGUGGAUGAAGAAAAAGAGCGAAAAUUAGCUGAAGCAAAACUCAGAAAAGUCCAUCAUAGGCUGACUAGACUAGAUGAGCUUGAGGCUGAAAGAAAAAUGAAAUUUAAAAUGGAUUUCGAAAGAAUUACUUAUGAAAAGAGAAAAGAAAAAGACAAAAUUAGGCUAGAAUUGGCAGAAAAAGAAAGAAGAAGACAAAUAAGAAGAGAAAAAAGGAUCAGGGAGAUGCAGAAAAUCAAAAAAUUCGAAGAAGCAAGAAGAAGAGAAGAAAUGGCACGACUAGAAGCUAUAAUGAAGAUUGAAGAAAACAAUAAAAGAAACGAAGAAAAAAAAAAGGAAAAAAUUUUGGAACAAAAGCGAAAAUUAGCUGAAUUCAACGCGAGAAAACAAAUAAAACAAGAAAGAGGUUUCAUUUCAGGAGCCUGGGGAUAA
Messenger RNA from Blepharisma stoltei, 2140 nucleotides. NCBI's taxonomy places the organism in Eukaryota, Ciliophora, Heterotrichea, Heterotrichida, Blepharismidae. The record is from the annotation of a GenBank genome assembly.